AUGACUCAUAUCAACGAUGGGGUCCCAAUUCCCGCCGAUUUUUCCGCUGGCAGCGCCGUUAGCCCCGCGACGCAAGCGCGGCGGCGCUUCAUAGAGGACAAGGGCGCGGGGGACAACGUGGCGGCAGAGCGGGCGGAGAUGCUUGCGCGCGUGCUUGCACCCAGCGGGGACUGCCUUCCGCGAAUCAAGCUCGGCGCGGCAGGGGGGGCGGGGGAGGCGUCAGCGGGGUGGACGGGAGCGGAGGGAGCCACGCGGGCGAACACGACGCAGCCAAUCAGACGAGCCCAGCGGCGAUCGCUGACUCCGAACGGCAGCGAGUCGUCGUUCCCCCUGUCCGUCGCCUCUGCGACCACCUUCGUCGCCGCGUGCGUCGUCGCUGCUGGCGCGGCCUUCGCACGGCACAAGUCGCUUCCCACUCCGCCUCCUGCCUCAGUCUCAGCGAUGGUGGCACCGGCCAGUCUGCCAGUCAAGGAUCAGGUGCUGGGUCACUAUGCGGUGGAGGAAGCGCCUCACAGCGACCUGCGCCCCGUGCUGGGCGAUGGCAGUGUGCAGAUGCGCACAGCAGCAGCGCGCUCGUUUCUGUCAAUGCAGGACGCUGCCAGGCGGGAUGGCAUCUUCCUCACGCCCCUCUCCGGGUUCCGGUCGGUGCGGGACCAGCAGUCCGUGUUCUACGGAGUGAAGGCAGCGCGCAACCAGAACAUCAGACAGCGAGCCAAGGUGUCAGCCCCACCAGGCUUCAGUGAGCAUCACACAGGCUAUGCUCUCGACAUUGGGGAUGCCAACUCGCCUGCCACACAUCUUGAGUUUGAUUUUGAAAACACUGACGCGUUUUUUUGGCUUCAGAAGAAUGCUAACAG
Closterium sp. Naga37s-1 is the source of this 857-nucleotide messenger RNA. The record is from the annotation of a GenBank genome assembly. NCBI's taxonomy places the organism in Eukaryota, Viridiplantae, Streptophyta, Zygnematophyceae, Desmidiales, Closteriaceae.